AUUAUGUUGUGGCUGAAUUUUUAUUGGGAAAUUCUCGCUCCCUCUCGCUCCCUCUCGCUCCCAUGGCGUCGUCUCUGAGCUCAGGAGCAAACCCUACCUCGAUUAAUUUCGUUGGAGCAAGUCCCAAUUUGAGCCAUGGGAGAGGGGAAGAGAGUGAGCAGCUUCUUCUCGGUGAAUCUUCUCAGCGAUCCGCCAUUGAUCCUGUUCUUCUGCGGCGAAUGUAUGUUGGACACUUCCUAUCGAGAUGGGGAGCUAGAAUGUGGGAGUUCUCUGUUGGCUUAUAUAUGAUAAAUAUUUUGCCAGACUCUUUACUUUUCACUGCUAUUUAUGGUGUUGUGGAGGCUGCCUCCACAGCUUUAUUUGGCCCAGCUGUUGGAACAUUGGUAGAAAAAAUUCCUCAUAAGCAGGUCCUGCGGAUGUGGUUGUUAAUUCGAAGUUUAUCGUUUUUGGUUGCCGGAGGAGCUGUUGCGGCUCUCCUUGUGUACUUUGGCCCUUCAUCUCAUAAAUCCGUGUCAUUUAUGGGUUUAGUUGUCAUAACCAACAUAUCUGGAGCCAUUAGUGUGCUUUCAACUCUUGCCGGUACAAUACUUAUUGAAAGAGAAUGGGUGGUUGUAAUUUCCCACGGGCGGCCUCCUGAGGAGCUUGCAGAAAUGAACUCUACCGUCAGAAGGAUUGAUUUAAUCUGCAAACUUUUCGCCCCAGUUUUGACAGGUUUCAUCAUCAGCUUCGUGUCAUUGGUGGCAUCAGCCGUAACUCUAGCACUGUGGAAUGUGUUAUCAGUAUGGUUAGAGUAUUGGCUUUGGAUUACAGUAUACCAUGGCUUUCCUGCUCUGAGUGAAAGCAGAGAAAGAAGACACGUAGAAGAAGUUUCAAGCUUUUCCAUAGAAUCUUCAAUGGUGGAAUCAAGUAGUUGGAGAAGGAAAAUGGCUGAAUGUUUGUCAAAGACGCUUUGCUUUGAUGCCUGGAUUGUUUAUUUUAAUCAAGAUGUGGUGCUUCCUGGCGUGGCUUUGGCUUUGCUGUAUUUCACCGUCUUAAGUUUUGGGACACUAAUGACAGCCACAUUGGAGUGGAAAGGCAUCCCAGCCUACAUCAUCGGCAUAGCAAGGGGGAUUAGUGCCAUUAUCGGAAUUAUGGCGACCGUCGUUUAUCCAAUUUUACAUUCUCGCAUUUCAACGCUGCGGACUGGACUAUGGUCUAUAUGGACACAGUGGUGUUUUCUGUUAAUAUGUUUGGCGUCCAUUUGGGUGAGCAACGGCAUUGCUUCGGCAUGGAUACUAAUGGGCGGAGUUGCUGCGUCACGGCUUGGAUUAUGGAUGUUUGAUCUUGGUGUUACGCAACUAAUGCAGGACCAAGUCUCUGAAGCUGACAGAUGCAUUGUUGGUGGAGUUCAGAGCUCGCUUCAGUCCUUUCUGGAUUUGCUUACUUACGUUAUGGGGUUAAUUGUUUCAGAUCCAAGGGAUUUUGGCCAGUUAGUGAUCUUAUCUUUCAUCCUAGUAAGUUCAGCUGCCACACUCUACUCGGUCCACUGCUAUCGUGUCCGAAAGCACCUGAUUCAUUUCGAUAAGAUUUUCGCGAAGAUCAGCUGGUUGAUCAACUCACUAUGAGUCAUCCAAAGGUUAUAAUUGGACAUUUCAUGCAAUGUCAAAGAUUUAAAUGAUCUGCAUGUAAAUAUGAAUAUGUUUAGAUGUUAGAUAUGUAAAUGCAUAAGAAUUGAUUGAUACUUAUGUAAAUGCCCCAUAAUAAUAUUAGAGAAAUGUAUCAUUUUCUGAGAUAUUAAUCGCCGAGAGUAAGCCGAUCAUAGCCGUCGAUGUUGUUUGUCAAUGAUGUAAUUAGACGGCCAUUAUUGAGAGACCUUUGGUGCGACAUGCUCUUGCUAUGAAGGUAUGUAUUUGCAUCUUUAAUCUUAUAUGAAAUUCUAAUAUGAGAGGAUAUAUUGUAGAAUCCUCUAUUUGUAUAUUAAUUAAAUAUUAUAUGGUUACUAGAUUUAUAU
This is a messenger RNA of Phalaenopsis equestris, 1990 nucleotides long. RefSeq names its product solute carrier family 40 member 1-like. NCBI's taxonomy places the organism in Eukaryota, Viridiplantae, Streptophyta, Magnoliopsida, Asparagales, Orchidaceae. Gene Ontology annotation, biological process: iron ion transmembrane transport. Gene Ontology annotation, cellular component: membrane. The coding region runs from base 63 to 1604 and encodes 513 amino acids. The record is from RefSeq and is a predicted model, not a curated record. The transcript is spliced from 10 exons. Gene Ontology annotation, molecular function: iron ion transmembrane transporter activity.